GGAAAUAACUAAUGACUAAUUACAGGGUUGAAGAUAUAAUUUUGGCCGAGGCAAUGGUCAAGGCGGAGAUGUGUGAAAAGCGGGUCGACUCCGCGGCGCCGGCUCAAGCUGCAUCUUCUACAGUACCUCCGCCCGGAGGUGCACCGCCGUUUCUGUUACCGUUGCCGUCACCACCGCCGGCGUCUUCAUCAUCAACGACAACGACGGUGGAUAAGUCUAAACCAAGAUGGUACCGUGCUGGGCGCGGGCGCAAGGAAGGGUGGAACAGCCGUGGCCGUGGCCGCGGUCGUGGCCGUGGCCGUGGCAGCGGCCGCAGCCGCCCCUACACCAACAAUAAAUAUGGAAAUAUUUAUUUUUAUUAAUAAUCC
Vollenhovia emeryi is the source of this 368-nucleotide messenger RNA. Its product is annotated as AT-hook motif nuclear-localized protein 4-like. The record is from RefSeq and is a predicted model, not a curated record. Lineage: Eukaryota; Metazoa; Arthropoda; Insecta; Hymenoptera; Formicidae. The transcript has 2 exons. The coding region runs from base 12 to 362 and encodes 116 amino acids.